This is a messenger RNA of Serinus canaria (Common canary), 817 nucleotides long. It is a transcript of the gene FABP7, whose product is annotated as fatty acid binding protein 7. The coding region runs from base 93 to 491 and encodes 132 amino acids. The record is from RefSeq and is a predicted model, not a curated record. The transcript has 4 exons. NCBI's taxonomy places the organism in Eukaryota, Metazoa, Chordata, Aves, Passeriformes, Fringillidae. Gene Ontology annotation, cellular component: cytosol; nucleus. Gene Ontology annotation, molecular function: fatty acid binding. Gene Ontology annotation, biological process: fatty acid transport.
CGCCGGGCGCCGGCUUUAAAUGCUGGCCAGCGCGGCAGCACCGGCGUUCCUGCUAUCCUCAGCAGCGCGCUUGGAACACGUAGCCGGCCGCCAUGGUCGAGGCUUUCUGCGCCACCUGGAAGUUGGUAGACAGCCACAACUUCGACGAGUACAUGAAGGCACUGGGAGUGGGGUUUGCAACACGGCAGGUGGGGAAUGUGACUAAACCCACUGUGAUUAUCAGCACCGAAGGGGACAAAGUAGUGAUCAGAACUCAAAGCACUUUCAAAAACACAGAAAUCAGCUUUAAACUUGGAGAAGAAUUUGAUGAAACUACCCCCGAUGACAGAAACUGCAAAUCAGUUGUGACCCUGGAUGGAGAGAAGCUAGUGCACGUACAGAAAUGGGAUGGCAAAGAGACAAACUUUGUGAGAGAAAUAAAGGAUGGCAAAAUGGUAAUGACUCUUACCUUUGGUGAUGUGGUUGCUGUCCGCCAUUAUGAAAAAGCAUAGAGCGCACCUGACUUCUCUCCAGAUGUUACUUCAGCUGGAUGGAUUAAUGUCCUGUCCAUGAUUGAUUGUAGCUAAAAUGCACAUUUCUGGCGUGAAAGGUUAAUAAAGAUUUUUUUUGGGGGGGCAGGGGGGGAGGGAUCUUUUUUAUUAAAAAAAAAAGUCAUGCCAUUAAAUUGGCAUGCUUGUGUUGUAUAAUGAAACAGGUUAAACUUGGCAUUAAAUUUCUGAAACACUUGCCUCUCUCUUUUUUUAUUUUUUUUACAAUAAAUGGAAAAUAUUUGAAUUGUUUUGGAAUGUUGAUAAAACAAAUUAAAAGGUUUUUUGAA